Messenger RNA from Pogona vitticeps (central bearded dragon), 1214 nucleotides. It is a transcript of the gene LYSET, whose product is annotated as lysosomal enzyme trafficking factor. NCBI's taxonomy places the organism in Eukaryota, Metazoa, Chordata, Lepidosauria, Squamata, Agamidae. The record is from RefSeq and is a predicted model, not a curated record.
GAGGUUUCGCCCGGGCGGGCGCGCGCGCUACCCGGAAGCAGAGCUGGGCGAAGGCGGAUCUCGGUCGAGCGACGGAAGGGAUGGCCGGGCCCUGGCGCUGGAGGGACCCAGAGAGUGCCUCGAGACGCGAGGGAGCCGCUCUGCCCUCCCCUCGGCCCGGGGCAGCGGGGUGACGAUGUGACUGGGCCGCCCGUCCCGUCCGUGCCUGGCCUUCCUUCCUUUCUCUGCCCCAUACUUUGUUCCCCGACAGAGGAAGCAGCUGAUCUGAGGGACGACCUAAGGCUUACUCUCUAUGAUCAUUUCCUCUCAAGUGUGUGAUCUGGUACUCAGGUGCAGAGCAUGGAGAAUGAUGAAUUUCCGUCAGAGGAUGGGAUGGAUUGGCGUGGGAUUAUAUCUCAUAGCAAGCGCAGCUGCAUUUUACUAUGUCUUCGAAAUCAACGAGACUUACAACAGACUAGCGCUGGAGCACAUUCAGCAACCCCCUGAAAAACUUAGAGAAGAAACUACUUGGAUGCACUCCUUAAAAACACGGCUAUUGUCGGUACCAUUUUGGCUGUGGACCCUUAUCUUUUUAAUCCCUUAUUUACAGAUGUUCUUGUUCCUUUAUUCCUGUACAAGAGCUGAUCCCAAAACGGUGGGCUACUGCAUCAUUCCUAUCUGCUUGGCUGUCGUUUGCAAUCGUCACCAAACAUUUGUGAAGGCCUCCAAUCAAAUCAGCAGACUGCAACUGAUUGACACCUAAAUCAAUCUUUGUUUUCCUAUGAGUGGUUUUAAAUGAUCAAGAUGCUGGGUUGCAUCAGUUAAACAUACAAAUGGAACUUGAGAUUCUUUACUACUACUACUGAAUAGCAUUUCUGCCUUCUAUUUUUUAAAUUUGUUGAUUUAAAGUAUGGGUAUGUUCUAUUUGGUGGAAUAAAGAACCUUUUUUGAGGUUAUAGGGUGACAUUUUUCAUAUUUGCCUUAUUAUGCAGAAUUUUUACACUUCACUGGAAGUCUUUGUGAGGAAAUGUCUUUGAAACUUUACUUCACUGUGCCCCCUGCUCCCCAUCUUCAAGCUUUCCUGAAGAGGAGAAUCAGCAAAACUGACUUUUCUUUUGUUAUAACGUGUAGGGUUUGAAAUGAUCAUAAAAGUGGCAUUUGAGACAUUGUUGUGCUUUCUCUUUCAAUAAUGUUGCACUCAAUAAAACAGGGCUCUAUUUACACACAUGACUAAA